UGAUUUUUGCAAGCUGAAUAUAUUGGUGGUUCAUAUUUCACAUGACAAAGUUUUUAUUGGUGUGGGUGUCGUGCAAGAUGCCUCCUCUUUGCCUCCUCUUGUGUACUUGAGUAAGGUAACUGAAAUACAUUGUAGAAACACCCUUCAGUGUGUAGCAUUACAGUUUUACAACUGCAACCUACAAACAAACAAACAAAAAAAAAACCCCCAUAUAUAACUUUAGUGGGUCACUCAUCUGAGAUCAUGACGUAAUCUUCUUGCAACUGAACGGGCUUCCGUCUUAAGUCUGGUGAACUCUAUCGAGAUGUGGUUGAGUGGAUCUAUCAAACUUUCUAACAAUGUCAAUAAGGCACAAUUAGUUUUGUCGUGACAGAAUUUUGAUACAGGUCCUGUAUUGGAUCUCGUCAAUGUAGAUUCUGUAAGUCAGUUCUUCAUUAUUAUCAAGGAGUGACCUCUGGAAAGCGUUGCCAUAAUAUAGAGCAAUUCAGGGUUCUAUAAUUACUGAAGAAUGCUAGCUAAUUUAGCUAAAAGCAAAAAUACAACAUACAGUAGUAGCUCCAUUAUCCAGAGACUAACCUGUACCUCACAUGUGUUUCCAGUGCCAGGCUGAAAGGUUUCAAUCAAUCAGAACAAAACCAUUUAGAUUGUAAGAAGUAUGGCAGACAAUAUACCUGGAGGAAUAGUAGCAGCCGCAAAGAACCGUCUACAGGUGAUGAGAGGCUUGGAGGAUGUAGAAGUGUCCGAGUGCGAGAGCUGCUCCUUUGAGGUGACCCUGAACUUGUCAUACAUCGAGGGAGUGUGGACCAGGGAUGGCAUGCGGCUCAAGUCCAAGCCCAACUGUCGCAUCAGCACACACGGGAAGACGCAUUCGCUCAUAUUAAAUAGAGUGGCGUUGGCAGAUGUGGGCUUGAUCUCUUUCCAGGCAAAUGGCGUUCAGACCUCCGGCAGACUCACUGUUAGAGGUAGGCUUGGACAACCGACUGACACCAAUACAGUCCAAAACAAUGACAGGAUCAAGUUCAAGAUUCAGAUUUCAUUAGUACUGCCGAAUAGAGAUUAAACUGAAUGGCUUUAAUAUGAACCAUUCAUGAAAACGUCAAUGUUUUCAGGAAU
Molecule: messenger RNA, 1113 nt
Organism: Hippocampus comes (tiger tail seahorse)
Lineage: Eukaryota; Metazoa; Chordata; Actinopteri; Syngnathiformes; Syngnathidae
Product: obscurin-like protein 1
Exons: 2
Coding region: 656-1060 (134 amino acids)
Source: RefSeq, a predicted model, not a curated record